This is a messenger RNA of Propithecus coquereli (Coquerel's sifaka), 2326 nucleotides long. RefSeq names its product low density lipoprotein receptor-related protein 11 (gene LRP11). The transcript has 7 exons. Lineage: Eukaryota; Metazoa; Chordata; Mammalia; Primates; Indriidae. Gene Ontology annotation, molecular function: protein binding. The coding region runs from base 1 to 1530 and encodes 509 amino acids. The record is from RefSeq and is a predicted model, not a curated record.
AUGGCCUUCGCCACCCGGGAGAGCGCGGGCUCGGGGCGCCGGCGGCCGUCGCGUCUCCGGGCGCUGCGCGGGCUGCUGCUGCUCUGCCUGUGGCUGCCGAGCGGUCGCGCGGCCGGGCCGCCGGUGGCGCCGCUGUCCGAGCUGCAUGCGCAGCUGUCGGGCGUGGAGCAGCUGCUGGAGGAGUUCCGCCGGCAGCUGCAGCAGGAGCGGCCGCAGGAGGAGCUGGAGCUGGAGCUGCGCGCCGGCGGCGGCCCCCAGGAGGACUGCCCGGGCCAGGGCGGCGGCGGCUACAGCGCCAUGCCGGACGCCAUCAUCCGCACCAAGGACUCCAUCGCGGCGGGCGCCAGCUUCCUGCGGGCGCCAGCGGCCGUGCGGGACUGGCGGCAGUGCGUGGCGGCCUGCUGCUCCGAGCCGCGCUGCUCCGUGGCCGUGGUGGAGCUGCCCCGGCGGCCCGCGCCCCCGGCCGCCGCGCUCGCCUGCUACCUCUUCAACUGCACUGCGCGCGGCCGCAGCGUCUGCAAGUUCGCGCUGCACCGCGGCUACAGCAGCUACAGCCUCAGCCGCGCCCGGGAUGGCGGGCGGAGCGGCCUGGAAGCCGGCGAUCCUGCCCCGGCCACCGCGCGCACCUCGCCCGAGCUGGAAGAGGAUGAGCCUCCACUUAGCAAGGCCGGGCAGGAUGUGGUUUUGCAUCUGCCCACAGACGGGGUGGUUUUGGAUGGCCGCGAGAGCACAGAUGACCAUGCCAUUGUCCAGUAUGAGUGGGCGCUGCUGCAGGGUGACCCAUCAGUGGACAUGAAGGUUCCUCAAUCAGGGACCCUGAAGCUGUCCCACCUGCAGGAAGGAACGUACACCUUCCAGCUGACCGUGACCGACACUGCCGGGCAGAGAAGCUCUGACAACGUGUCGGUGACGGUGCUUACUACAGCUUACUCCACGGGAGGGUGUUUGCAUGUUUGCUCGCGCUACCACUUCUUCUGUGACGACGGCUGCUGCAUUGACAUCACGCUGGCUUGCGAUGGAGUGCCGCAGUGUCCCGACGGGUCCGAUGAAGACUUCUGCCAAAAUCUGGGCCUUGACCGAAAGACGGUGACCCACACGGCAACGAGUCCUGCCCAGCCGAGAACCACAGGGCUGAGUGAAGAGGCUGGGGGGCACUCCUUAUUGGAAAAGUCCCAGAAAGCCACUGCCCCAAACCAGCCGCCUGCAUUAUCGAACACAGAGAAGAGGAAUCAUUCUAUCUUUUGGGGACCAGCAAGUCAAGUAAUUCCUGUGAUGCCAGAUAGUAGUUCCUCAGGGAAGAACAGAAAAGAAGAAAAUUAUAUCUUUGAGUCGAAGGGCGAUCGAGGAGGUGGGGAACACCCAGCCCCAGAAGCAGGUGCAGUGCUACCCCUGGCAUUGGGUUUGACCAUCACUGCUUUGCUGCUUCUCAUGGUUGCUUGCAGACUACGACUGGUGAAACAGAAACUUAAAAAAGCUCGUCCCAUUACAUCUGAGGAAUCGGACUACCUCAUAAAUGGGAUGUAUCUAUAAUAAAUGUAAUUUAAAUAGCUUUGGAGCAAGGACGUGUUUCACUUAUAAUUUAUACAUAUAUUAUGUUCUGGGUAUUUACAACUUCUUUUGUUUUUAAAUGGGCUAGAAGAUUCUGCAAAUCCAAAAUCUUGUCUUUACUAUGUAUUAUAGAAAGGUUGCCCUUAGAAAGUAUGAAAUAUUUUGAAAUUUAGAAUACAAUUCAUAUGAUUAAAGACUUUUAAAAUUCUAAUUUACAUAAGUUGUCCCUGAUAAUAGAAAUUUGUACUUAGCUGAGGCAGAAAAUUCAGUAUCUCAAGAGGUGGUCUUAGGAUGGCAGCAUUAACCCUUCGUGUUUUAGAAGCCCCUGGCAGCGCUGGACCGCUGUGGGCACAGUCCCCCUGUUCUGUGGUCCUGUUCUCCAUCCUUUAAGCUCCCCAUGCUCUCCUUUUUCUUUCUCCUUCAAAACCUGUUUCUGAGAAUGAUCUCAAGUGAGUUGAUACCUUCAACGAGAUGUUACCUAAGGCAGGUGUAUCUAAAUUAUAAGCCUAUGAACAGGUUAUGGAACCUCAGGGAGGAUGAAUGUGGGUUCUUCCUAGUGCCUCUGACAUGUCUUGUAGGUGGCUGCCUCCUCAGGCUGAUCUUUGGGAGAAAAAACCCAGACUUUGGAUUACAAACAGCUCUAAGAUGGUCAUGAAGUGUGAUGGGAAAUCAAGGUGGAAGCAGAGAACCUGGCAGGCCAAAAACUUUACCAGAAACUUAGCUGAGGGCAAAAAGAGCAGGGACAACUAAUACCUUAUCAACUCAACACUACCCCAUG